Messenger RNA from Staurois parvus, 523 nucleotides. The record is from the annotation of a GenBank genome assembly. Lineage: Eukaryota; Metazoa; Chordata; Amphibia; Anura; Ranidae.
UGGGAGACCAGAUAUAGUGAAUGCAGGGUCCGGAGAGAGCGGAUAUAGUGUAUGCAGGGUCCGGGGAGACAGGGUAUAGUGAAUGCAGGGUCCGGGGAAAGCAGAUAUAGGGAAUGCAGGGUCCAGGGGGACCAGAUAUAGUGAAUGGAGAGUACUGGGGGACCGGAUAUAGUGAAUGCAGGGUCCGGGGAGAGCGGAUAUAGUGAAUGCAGGGUCCGGGGAGACCGGAUAUAGUGAAUGCAGGGGUCCGGGGAGACCAGAUAUAGUGAAUGCAGGGUCCGGGGAGAGCGGAUAUAGUGAAUGCAGGGUCCGGGGGAGAGCGGAUAUAGUGAAUGCAGGGUCCGGGGAGACCGGAUAUAGUGAAUGCAGGGUCCGGGGAGACCAGAUAUAGUGAAUGCAGGGUCCGGGGAGAGGGGAUAUAGUGAAUGCAGGGUCCGGGGAAAGCAGAUAUAGGGAAUGCAGGGUCCGGGGAGAGCGGAUAUAGUGAAUGCAGGGUCCGGGGAGAGCGGAUAUAGUGAAUGCA